This is a messenger RNA of Cebus imitator (Panamanian white-faced capuchin), 4515 nucleotides long. It is a transcript of the gene ZNF607, whose product is annotated as zinc finger protein 607. Bases 852 to 2942 code for a protein of 696 amino acids. The transcript is spliced from 6 exons. The record is from RefSeq and is a predicted model, not a curated record. Gene Ontology annotation, molecular function: DNA-binding transcription factor activity, RNA polymerase II-specific; RNA polymerase II cis-regulatory region sequence-specific DNA binding. Lineage: Eukaryota; Metazoa; Chordata; Mammalia; Primates; Cebidae. Gene Ontology annotation, biological process: regulation of DNA-templated transcription.
UUUAGUCUUGAACGACAUUUCCCAGAGGGCAGCGGGAACACCGAGUCUAUGGCUUCCCUUCCGUUUUCGCGUGGUUCUUUUGCAAGGUUUUUAGGAUUCUGGACUCCACUUCACUCACCAGCGCCUGCUGUCCUGAGUGUUCUGGCUUGGACUACAUAUUCCACAGACGACGGAGAAAACUUGGGCCCCUGGCUCCAGUUCCGGGACUUCUGCCUCUGCGCUGCGCACGACCUGGUUCCACCUGAGGAAGAAGGCGGCGCGGGUCGCUGCGGGUGCCUCUUCAUCUCCAGCCCACAGCACCCGUGGGAUCCUGCAUAGCGGUGAGAGUGGGGCUGCAGAAGGCGCUCAGAGCGCGGAGGCUCUGGGCGUGGGCCGGCCUAGCCUCCCGCCUCCUCAGGCCCUGGGAUGCUAGAGCUGCGGAGGAGGGGCUCAUCUCUAGGAGACAGGCGGAGAGCGUGAGACUGCGCAGCGGCGACAGGACAGGCGUGUCUGUGUGAUGUGGGUACAGUUGUGGGAAUGUGAGGGGUGCGCGGUCGACCUUGUGUGACCUGGACAUGUGCUGCUUAUCCUUUGCAAAGCGUGCUUUGCUGGGCUCUGUGGGGCCACUGACCCUUGGCUCCAGGUUCCCUGCUGCUUCCUGUGCCCUCCUCUCAGCCUAGUACGACUGCAACAGAGAAAUGGUCCCAGUGGGAAAUCAGACACUGAGCCUUAGAUGAAGGUUUCCAGUGAGAAGAAAGGUAGGCUGGGAAGCUUAGAAGAGGAAUUGCCCUUAAGACAGGUCUUGGUUCUUUGACUCUGCUUUUCUGGUAGAGAAACGCUGAGGAUUGAUCAACUCUUUCCAGUUUAAAACCAUGGCCUGUAGAUCGAUAACAUUCAGGGAUGUGGCCAUAGACUUCUCUCUUCAGGAGUGGGAAUACCUCAACCUCGUUCAGAAGACCUUGUACCAGGAGGUGAUGAUGGAGAACUAUGAUCACUUAGUCUCACUGGCAGGACAUUCCAUAUCUAAGCCAGAUUUAAUCACCUUAUUGGAGCAAGGAAAAGAACCAUGGAUGAUUGUGAGGGAAGAGACAAGAGGAGAGUGUACAGAUUUGGAUUCAAGGUGUGAAAUAAUCAAUGAUAGGAAAAUGGACAUUUAUAGGAAACACUCAUCUGUUACUCUCCAUCAGAGAAUUCAUAAUGGACAGAAACCAUAUGAGUGUAAGGAAUGUCAAAAGGCCUUUAGUCAUCUUACAGAACUCAUGGUACAUCAAAGAAUUCAUACUAGUGAGGAACCUGAGCAGCGUGAAGAGUUUGGGAAAGCAUUUAGCCAUUUUACAGACCUUAGAGAACAUCAGAAAAUUCAUGCUCGUGAGAAACUUUAUGAAUGUGAAGAAUGUGGGAAGGUCUUCAGUUAUCCUGCAAACCUUGCUCAACAUGGGAAAGUUCAUGUUGAGAAACCCUAUGAAUGUAAAGAGUGUGGGGAAGCUUUUAGGACUAGCCGUCAACUUACUGUCCAUCAUAGAUUUCAUUAUGGUGAGAAACCCUACGAAUGUAAGGAAUGUGGCAAGGCCUUUAGUGUGUAUGGACGACUUAGUCGACAUCAGAGUAUUCACACUGGUGAGAAGCCCUUUGAAUGUAACAAAUGUGGAAAGACCUUUAGGCUCAAAGCAGGCCUUAAAGUACAUCAGAGUAUUCAUACUGGAGAGAAGCCGCAUGAAUGUAAGGAAUGUGGGAAGUCCUUUCGUCAGUUUUCCCACCUUGUGGGUCAUAAAAGAAUUCAUACUGGAGAAAAACCCUAUGAAUGCAAGGAAUGCGGGAAGGGCUUUACAUGUAGGUAUCAACUUACCAUGCAUCAGAGAAUUUAUUCUGGGGAGAAACCUUAUGAAUGUAAAGAAAAUGGGGAGGCUUUCAGUAGUAGCCAUCAAUUUACUGCACCUCAUACAUUUGAAAGUAUUGAGAAACCUUUUAAGUGUGAGGAAUGUGGGAAGGCCUUUAGUGUGCAUGGACGACUUACUCGACAUCAGGGUAUUCAUAGUGGUAAGAAACCCUUUGAAUGUAACAAAUGCGGGAAGUCCUUUAGGCUCAAUUCAUCCCUUAAAAUACAUCAGAAUAUUCAUACCGGUGAGAAACCUUAUGAAUGUAAGGAAUGUGGAAAGGCCUUCAGUCAGCGUGCACACCUUGCCCAUCAUAACAGAAUUCACACUGGUUACAAACCCUUUGAGUGUAAAGAAUGCGGGAAGUCCUUUCGUUGUGCCUCAUAUCUUGUUAUACAUGAGAGAAUUCAUACGGGAGAGAAACCCUAUGUAUGUCAAGAGUGUGGGAAGGGUUUUAGUUAUAGUCAUAAACUUACUAUGCAUCGCAGAGUUCAUACUGGUGAGAAACCUUACGAAUGUAAGGAAUGUGGGAAGGCCUUUAGUGUAUCUGGACAACUUACUCAGCAUCUGAGUGUUCACAGUGGUAAGAAACCCUUUGAAUGUAACCAAUGUGGGAAGUCUUUUAGGUUCAUUUCAGUACUUAAAGCCCAUCAGAAUGUUCAUAGUGCUGAGAAACCCUACGAAUGUAAGGAAUGUGGCAAGGCUUUUCGUCAUGCCACAAGCCUCAUAUAUCAUGACCGAACUCAUGCUGGUGAAAAGUCCUAUGAAUGUAAAGAAUGUGGGGAGACUUUUAGUCAUGCCUCACAUCUUAUUAUUCAUGAGAGAAUUCAUACCGGUGAUACACCUUAUGAAUGUAAAAGAUGUGGGAAGGCAUUUCGCUGUUCCUCUUAUCUUGUCAGACAUGAAAGGGUUCAUGCUGAUGGAAAUCCCUACAUGUGUGAAGAGUGUGGGAAAGCUUUUAAUAGUAGCCAUGAACUUAGUAUACAUCAUAGAGUUCAUACUGGUGAGAAGCCCUUUAAAUGUAACAAAUGCAGAAGGUCAUUUAGGCUUAGAUCCAUCCUUGAAGUACAUCAGAGAAUUCAUAUUUGAUAGAGAAAUUUUGGCAUAUAUACAGGUAGUAAAGAAAGCACUUUGUGUCAAUGGAUUUAUCUCACUGAAGAACAAUCUGAAUGAAGACAAUGCAGGAUGACUUAAAUACAGUUCAGUUUUUAUUAGGCAUCAAUUUGUCCUGGUGUGAACUUUUCAAAAUGUAAAUAAUGUAUGCAGUUUCUUUGGCCUCACCUGUGUUAACUCAGAUUCAGAGAAUGUAUAAAGUAUUUUUUUUAAUAACAUAAGAAAACUUUUUCUGAAGUCCUCUAGUUGAGGAUUGCCAAAAUAUUCAUAGUAGAGGAAAGUUGAGAGAACAUAGGAAACCAUUGUUCUUUAUACUUGUAUGUAAACAUUUUCCAGCAACAAACAUUUAUUGUUAAAUCUGAGGAAAGCCAUCACACAGGAAACCUCUGUCUAUAUAAGCAAUGAUGGGAUAGGGUGUUUAGCCAUUCUGCAUAUUUAAUGUUCAUUAUUGACACCCGCUUCUUAUAGCUGGAAUGAUAUGGGGGAAGAUAUUUAUCCCUUCUGGGGAUCAUAUAUGAAUGGUGAUAGUAGUACCUACAGUAUAGUGCUGUUAGAAUUACACAAGUUAGAUUUGGAGGUCAGAGUGGAAGCAGGUGUGAGAGGGUCCCGCAGAAGGUAACAUGGCUGCCAAAGUGUGUGAGUCCAUCAGCAAGUCUGUCCUGGCCUUAGCUGUUGCAGGAGGCGUGGUCAACUCUGCCUUAUAUCACGUGGAUGCUGGGCACAGAGCUGUCAUCUUCAACCGAUUCCCUGGAGUUCAGUCAUUGUGGUAGGGGAAGGGACUCACUUUCUCAUCCCAUGGGUACAGAAACCAAUUAUCUUUGCCGUUCCCAGCCACGUAAUGUGCCAGUCAUCACUGGUAGCAACGAUUUACAGAAUGUCAACAUCACACUGAGCAUCCUCCUCCGGCCUGUCCUUGCAUCUUCGCCAGCAUUGGAGAGGACUAUGAUGAGCUGGUGCUGCUGUCCAUUACCACUGAGAUCUUCAAGUCAGUGGUAGCUCGCUUUGAUGCUGGAGAGCUAAUCACACAGAGAACUGGUCUCCAGGCACAUGAUCAACGCCUUAUGGAGGGAGCAGCCACCUUUGGGCUCAUUCUGGUGGACGUGUCCUUGACACAUCUGACCUUUGGGAAGGAGUUCACAGAAGCAGUGGAAGCCAAACAGAUGGCUCAGCAGGAAGCAGAGAGGGCCAGAUUUGUGGUGGAAAAGGCUAAGUGGCAGAAAAAGGUGGCCAUUAUCUUGGCUGAGGGUGACUCCAAGGUAGCCAAGCUGAUCACCAACUGACUGGCUUGAGGGGGAUGGUCUGAGUGAGCUUCGCAAGCUGAAAGCUACGGACGGCACAGCAUACCAGCUCUCAACGAUCAGAACAUCACCUACCUGCUGGCAGGGCAGUCCAUGCUCCUCCCGCUGCCCUGGUGAGGGAUCACCCUAAGGCAACUGGGCUACAGCCCUGACAAUUCGUAACACCACCUUCCUUCUGCUCCCACCUCAGAAAUCACUGUGAAAUUUCAUGAUUGGCUUAAAGUGAAGGAAAUAAAGGUAAAAUCACUUCA